AUAGCAUGGGGAGAGGAGGUGUCCGAUGGGUUAUGAGAGAAAAAAUUGAAAAUGGAAGUCAGAUUAUUAUAAUUAUCAAUAUUUUAUGGGCUUAACAAAAAAAUUUCACCUAUUGUAUGAGUUGGAUGAUGUAUCCUAGUUUCGCUCAUUGAUGUCUGAACCAAUUUGCUUCUCUUAGUUGUGCAAGUAACUCAUUUGUUUUCUCUACACUACCCUGUAUCUUCUCUGUCGCCUCUUCGCAGAAAGGGCAAAAACCUCGGGGAAAAAAAAAACAAAAAAAUCAUGUCUUCCCCAAGCAAACGCCGAGAGAUGGACUUGAUGAAACUGAUGAUGAGUGAUUACAAGGUAGAGAUGAUCAACGAUGGCAUGCAGGAGUUCUAUGUACAUUUCCAUGGACCCAGUGAUAGUCCUUAUUAUGGAGGUGUGUGGAGGAUACGGGUUGAGCUUCCAGAUGCUUAUCCGUAUAAAUCUCCGUCCAUAGGCUUUGUUAACAAGAUUUACCACCCAAAUGUUGAUGAGAUGUCAGGCUCAGUUUGUUUAGAUGUUAUCAAUCAGACCUGGAGUCCUAUGUUUGAUCUGGUGAAUGUAUUUGAAGUGUUUCUUCCUCAGCUUCUUCUGUAUCCCAACCCGUCAGACCCGUUGAAUGGGGAGGCCGCAGCUCUGAUGAUGCGUGAUCGACCAUCUUAUGAACAAAGAGUUAAAGAAUACUGUGAAAAAUAUGCCAAGCCAGAAGAUGUGGGAGCUGUGCCGGAAGAUAAAUCUAGUGACGAGGAGAUGAGCGAAGAUGAGUAUGACUCUAGUGAUGAGGCACUGGCAGGCCCAGUGGAUCCAUAGCCUCUUCUUUCCUCAACUCUCUGUAUCUGUACAUGAUGUUUUAAUUCCUGUAACAGAACUUAUAAAAAGGGUUAUUUAUUGGGUAAAGGGAUAAAAAAAAAAAUACCCCAACCUCUUUCUGUUACAUUUCUUUGGUAAUGUAAAUGAAUAUACUAUUGGUUUCAUGUUGUGAAAUCGUUUGACUGUUGGAACUGGAA
Molecule: messenger RNA, 1031 nt
Organism: Cornus florida
Lineage: Eukaryota; Viridiplantae; Streptophyta; Magnoliopsida; Cornales; Cornaceae
Product: ubiquitin-conjugating enzyme E2 5-like
Exons: 6
Coding region: 283-834 (183 amino acids)
Biological process (GO): ubiquitin-dependent protein catabolic process; protein polyubiquitination
Cellular component (GO): nucleus
Molecular function (GO): ubiquitin conjugating enzyme activity
Source: RefSeq, a predicted model, not a curated record